AUGAGCACCCAACAACAUCACCGCUCUGCGUCUCACACUGCAUCCAUUGUGCAUGGAAAUGCCGACCAGUUUAGAGUUCAGCAGUCGGCACCGCCCUUUGCCCAAAGUGCUGCUAGACCCCCGCCACCACCUGCUUCGCUCCCCAUCAUCGCUCGAUCGACAAAGGGCUACUGCCGGCACUGCCGCACCCACGUAGGCGACUUUUACAACUCGUGGAGUCGAAUCACUGGCACUCUUCAUGUUCCUGCCCUGCUCGGCUCCUACUCAUCGCGCCUCAAGACUGCUGGCUCCCCCGAGCCUGCACUCAAGGGCACGGCUCUCAAUGGAUGCACCAUCCAGCCUUUGUCCUGCCCACACCCUGGCUGCGGCGAGACAUCAAUUGGUUGCACUGUCAUCACUGCGCCUGCCGGUAAAGGGAAAUUUCGUGGCCGCGAUCUCUUUAACCUAAGCCGCAUUGAGCUGCAAUGUGAGAUAGCUCCAGGGCAGAUCAUUGUCAUCGAACCGCGUGAAGACAUUGCACCAGACCUAUUAGCUGCUGAGGAGACGCCUAGUCCUCCUCCUUCAUCAUCAUCUUCAUCUUCUUCUCCACCAAACAACAUUCCCAACCCAUCGUGGACCAAAGCCAUGGAGGUUGACACACGCAUGCCGUCGUUGCACCAAUCGGCGUAUUCUCAUACUCAAAUGGGCAUACGUCACGAUCUCGAUCGCGAUGCCGCAAAGCAACAUCUCAUGUAUCCCAUUGAUCACGAUAGACAGUCACGAAAACAAUUAUCGUCAUCGAUACAUUCUCCUCCAGUGACCAAUUCCUUGCUCAGUGCUGUUCAACCAGCACCAAGCAAAAGACCAUCAAUUUCAUCCCCCGCAGCGGAGCCAAUACACCAGGCUGAUUCCCCGCAACAAGUAUCCGCCACACACCCCACUGGUAAUGUGCGUGAGUCUCGGGGUAGUGUGUCUAAACCACAGCCUGCCCCCGAAACAUCACAGACAAAUGGUCACCAGUACCCUCGCUCACCUGGCAUGGUGGGCAUGGACGCUAUUGAGCGUUUACAAACACAAAUUUCUCAAAAUAGCGGCGCCCUGGCUGCUCACACUCGAGAUAUACGUCGUGGCGAAGAGACCUUUCAACAAGUCGAGGAAUCCCUUCGUCGUGAGUUUCAGGCCCAGUUGUUCCGACAGACGGCCGACAUCCAAAAGGUGGAAGAGUCUGCAGCACGACUACAACACGAAAUGCAAGGCAUGCGCCAUGCAAUGGAAGCCAUCAGCCGAGAGAUGGAGGCUUGGAGAAUUGACAAGCAAUCACGCAAAUCCGUCUUUUCCCCAAGCCACCAGAUGGCCGCUCAAGACUCGGCACUCGAACUCAUGACACAACAAAUCGCCGUCAUGUCCCACAAGACAAGCGAUCUCGACAAUCUAAAGCUCCACAUUGAGAUCAUGAAGAACAAAAUCUACCGACUCGAAGAAAGUGCCAAGGCUGCGUCAUCUCAGCCGCCAUCACACACAUUCCAACUUCCACGUGAGACGGCAGUUGCACCUAUCCCAUCGACGCAUGCGGCGGUGUCAUCUCACCCCAGCACCCCAACGAUUCCACAAGCCAGCGAUGCAUCUCGCCGUGCCUCAGGUGGUCAGCACCACCAGCCAUCGUUUGCACAGCCAGCACCCAAGCCUGUAGUGGAAGCCACACCGAGAAGUGAGCUUGUGCCUAGUCAGAGCAGCGGAUGGGCGACUGUCAACGCUGGAGUGAAACGAAGUUCCCAAAGCGGCAUGGACAGCCCCCAGGAGAGCACCAUGCAUGGGCCAAGUUCCCCAAAGCGACCAAAACUGGGCGAAGCUGAGCCAUUCCCUGGCUACACUGCCGCGCAACCACCACCUAGUCGUGCCGCAGUCGAACCGACAGACGCUCGAUUUCCAACGCCUGCACAUGCCAUUACAUCUCAAAAUCCUGUAGCUGACCAGGUUCCCUCGUCUCAACCGCAGCAGCAACCUUCCUAUUCUCCAUAUACCCCGCAGUAUGCGCCGUCAGACGACAGCUGGCGGGCCGAUUCCCAACGUAUGAUGGGAUAUCGACCCCGUGGGCGUGGGCGUGGCGGCGGAGGACCCGGCAGUCGGGGCGGUAGAGUUCGAAAGAGCAUGCUUGUCCAGCCUCAUGGCACCUUUGCAACACCAGAAUGGGAAGCGGAUGACUGGCAGAGCCUUCGCAGCUCACAAGGUAGUCCAGAAGACUUCCACGCCCACAUGGCACGAUCCGGUCGCGGUAGCAUAGCGCGCCGUGGCAGUGGUGGCAGUGGUGGCGCACGCGGAGGCUACAUGACAAAUGAUCGCACUUCAAGUCUCGGCCUACAAGGGGUGACGGCUGGCAUCAGCUUUGGGCCUCCAGGUGAGGCGUACGGCUCUGCAAAGAGGACUCGUACAAAGCCGGUGCGCAACGCGGAUGGUGUGCUUAUUCGAAAGGAUGGCCGUCCUGAUAUGCGUUCGCAAUCGUCAGCCGCCAAUCUGCGUAAGGUGCAUGCCCGCAAGGAAAAUGAAUCUAGCCACUCUCCUACGCCCGCAAGCAUCCAAUACGCGGCCCCGGUCAGUGCGGCUGACACACCCAGCCCUACCGGGCUUGCAGCUCACCCGAACGCGACCGAUAAGCACAAGGCGAUCAUGGGCAAGAUCUUCCCGGAAGGUUUGGACGCAUCCCGGAAGCAACAUGACUAUGCUAGUCAAGUGUUUUCAGAGGAAUGCGACCACACUGUUCAUACGCGGUCACAUGGUCACCGUUCUGCAGCCAAGGCGGACAAGUCCGUUAAGAAGGAGCAAGGUGGACAUGAUGCAAGUCCCAGGCAAAAACAAAGCCCAGAGAGAAAAGAUGUAGAUAUGGAUAGGGCUGACAGUCAUGCUGCUGAUGAGGACGAGGAGCAUGAAGAGGAGUACGAGGAAUACGAAGAAGGACACGAAGAGGAAGGCGAGGAUGAGGAUGAAAUGCAGGCUCCCGAGCGAUCUGGUGAGCACGCCAAAGCACAUGGAGAGAUUGCAAUAAAACAAGCAGAAGAUGAAAAUGCCACUACCACUGGCUCGAGAGCUGGGUCAGAAAACCAGGCAGUGGAGAGCUCAGCGGCAAAUGACGAUGACUGUAUACAUGUACAAGCUUAA
Messenger RNA from Bipolaris victoriae FI3, 3132 nucleotides. RefSeq lists its product as hypothetical. The coding region runs from base 1 to 3132 and encodes 1043 amino acids. The transcript is spliced from 3 exons. The record is from RefSeq and is a predicted model, not a curated record. NCBI's taxonomy places the organism in Eukaryota, Fungi, Ascomycota, Dothideomycetes, Pleosporales, Pleosporaceae.